AUGAUGAUUGAAUAAUAGUCUCCCCAAUAUUGGGAUGAUUUGAUUUUGAGUAGUAGUAAAAAAGAGUCUAAGAUGUAAAGUCAAACACUUGAAUUAACUGCCUAAAAACUUUAAUAAUAAUUAGAAAAGAAUAAAGAAUUUAAUCAUGAAUAUAUGAUGAGAAUACAAAGAAGUUAGUCUGAUCAUCGAGAUCAAUAUAUUUCUGAACCUCAUGAGGAGUAAUAAGAUGAUGAAGGCGAGUAAUAGAAAACUUAUUUGAAUAAAUUGAUGGAAGAAUUUAAUUCAACUUACAGUCCAAAAGUUAAAAGACCCUGUUGUUAACCUAAAUCUUAUGAUAUGCCAAAAUAACAAUAACAAAAAGUAUUGAGCUACUCAAAAGAGGAAGUUUGGCAUAGACUUUUGGAAGAUAAGAGAAUUUAAUUAGAAUAGAGGGAAAAUGAAAAAAGAAAAUACAUAGAUGAAUUGGUAGACUAACAUUGUACUUUUAAACCAAUAAUUAGUGAUAUUGCAUCAAGAAGAAGCACAGAUUAGCCAGUGGCUGACCGAUUAUAUUAGGAUGGUAUUGAAUAAAAAAAAAGAAAAGAAUAAUUAAAAUUUGAUCAUAUUAAUUCAGAAUAGUUUUCUUUUAAGCCGGAUAUUAGUUAAAUUAGUAAUGUAUUAAAAGGUGAAAAAUAAUUCAUGAAACCAUUAUAUGAAAGAAUCGAUGAAGUCAUGAAGAAAAAAUAAGAAGAAUUAUUAUUAAAACAAUAGGAAUUGUAACAAUAAUCUGAUUUAACAUACUAACCUAAAAUUUCAUAAAGAUCAAUAUUUAUAGCAGAACAAAAAUAAACAUCAAAAUCUGUUGUUGAAAGAUUAAUGGAGGAUGCAGCUAUUAAAUUGUAAAGAAAAAUAAAUUAAAAGAAUGAAAUACCAGAAAAAGAUGAAUGCACUUUCAACCCAUAAAUCAAUCCAACAACUAAACCUGUAUAAUAAAUUAAUUAAAUUUGUUAAACUUAAUAUUUGAUGGCGGAUUUUAUGAGAGAAAAAAAGGAAAAACUUAUCUAAGAAUUUAUCAAAAAUUCUGAUGUCACUUUCAAACCUUAAAUUAAUAAAACAAGUGAAUUGAUUAUGGAAAGCAAUGAAGAGAGACUUUAAGAGAAUAUGUCUGAUAAGAUUAAUCGUCUUGGAGUUAGAGAUUAUGAAAAAAAUAAAAUUCUAAAAGAUCAAAUUUAAUAAGUAUAUUAUCAAUAAUUCUCCUUCAAACCUUAAAUUAAUAACAUUUCCUCUAUUAUUGCAUAAAAACGAUCUUUAGAUGAUCUAGCUUACAAUCCAGAAAAACAGGAAAAUUUAAAUCGGCUGAAAGAAGUAAUUUAUUUCAUUAAAUCAAUAGGAAUAAGAAUCAAAGCAAUCUUUUAGUUACUAUCCCUAAACCAAAAAAUCACAGCAAUAUUAGCAUGUGAAAUCAAAAUAUGAUAAAAAGUUGAUUAAAUAAAAUAUGGAAAUAGAAAAAGAGCUUAAAGAAAGAAAAAUUCAAGAUUUAAAAAAGUAACAUAAAUUAUUUAUCUAAGAUAAAUGCAGUAUAAGGAGUUGAAAGAAUGCACUUUUAAACCAAUCACUAAAUAAUUUUAGAAAGAUGAAGAACCCCUAAGUCAAAAAGUCAAAGGAGUUGACAAUUUCUUUUAAAACAAAGAAAACAUUAAGAAAAAAGCCUACCAACAAAUGGAAAGAGAAAAAGAGCUGUUCCACUAUGAAUUAAAAUAUGAUUUUAAGAAUCAUUUAGAAAAAACCAAGCCAGAANGAAAAUACAUAGAUGAAUUGGUAGACUAACAUUGUACUUUUAAACCAAUAAUUAGUGAUAUUGCAUCAAGAAGAAGCACAGAUUAGCCAGUGGCUGACCGAUUAUAUUAGGAUGGUAUUGAAUAAAAAAAAAGAAAAGAAUAAUUAAAAUUUGAUCAUAUUAAUUCAGAAUAGUUUUCUUUUAAGCCGGAUAUUAGUUAAAUUAGUAAUGUAUUAAAAGGUGAAAAAUAAUUCAUGAAACCAUUAUAUGAAAGAAUCGAUGAAGUCAUGAAGAAAAAAUAAGAAGAAUUAUUAUUAAAACAAUAGGAAUUGUAACAAUAAUCUGAUUUAACAUACUAACCUAAAAUUUCAUAAAGAUCAAUAUUUAUAGCAGAACAAAAAUAAACAUCAAAAUCUGUUGUUGAAAGAUUAAUGGAGGAUGCAGCUAUUAAAUUGUAAAGAAAAAUAAAUUAAAAGAAUGAAAUACCAGAAAAAGAUGAAUGCACUUUCAACCCAUAAAUCAAUCCAACAACUAAACCUGUAUAAUAAAUUAAUUAAAUUUGUUAAACUUAAUAUUUGAUGGCGGAUUUUAUGAGAGAAAAAAAGGAAAAACUUAUCUAAGAAUUUAUCAAAAAUUCUGAUGUCACUUUCAAACCUUAAAUUAAUAAAACAAGUGAAUUGAUUAUGGAAAGCAAUGAAGAGAGACUUUAAGAGAAUAUGUCUGAUAAGAUUAAUCGUCUUGGAGUUAGAGAUUAUGAAAAAAAUAAAAUUCUAAAAGAUCAAAUUUAAUAAGUAUAUUAUCAAUAAUUCUCCUUCAAACCUUAAAUUAAUAACAUUUCCUCUAUUAUUGCAUAAAAACGAUCUUUAGAUGAUCUAGCUUACAAUCCAGAAAAACAGGAAAAUUUAAAUCGGCUGAAAGAAGUAAUUUAUUUCAUUAAAUCAAUAGGAAUAAGAAUCAAAGCAAUCUUUUAGUUACUAUCCCUAAACCAAAAAAUCACAGCAAUAUUAGCAUGUGAAAUCAAAAUAUGAUAAAAAGUUGAUUAAAUAAAAUAUGGAAAUAGAAAAAGAGCUUAAAGAAAGAAAAAUUCAAGAUUUAAAAAAGUAACAUAAAUUAUUUAUCUAAGAUAAAUGCAGUAUAAGGAGUUGAAAGAAUGCACUUUUAAACCAAUCACUAAAUAAUUUUAGAAAGAUGAAGAACCCCUAAGUCAAAAAGUCAAAGGAGUUGACAAUUUCUUUUAAAACAAAGAAAACAUUAAGAAAAAAGCCUACCAACAAAUGGAAAGAGAAAAAGAGCUGUUCCACUAUGAAUUAAAAUAUGAUUUUAAGAAUCAUUUAGAAAAAACCAAGCCAGAACCUUUUAAUAUUUCUUAACAAAAUAAUAUGAAUAAGAGACAAUUGGAGGAAGAAGCAAUAUAAAAAGAAAGAGAAUAAUGUACUUUUCAACCAAAAAUCAAUCAAAAAUAUGUUUUUUCUUGA
Messenger RNA from Paramecium octaurelia, 3231 nucleotides. Lineage: Eukaryota; Ciliophora; Oligohymenophorea; Peniculida; Parameciidae. The record is from the annotation of a GenBank genome assembly.